GUUGAUGUCGAUCCAAGCACACCCGAAGUGGGUUACUUGGACGGCAACUCGCCGAAGGUCAUCAACAAUGACAGCAUCUACUUGAUUUUAGGGCUGGCAGUUGCCAUCGUCAUGGGUUGCCUUUUGGAUAGAUUGUCGACUUUCAAGCACUUCAAUGCGAAGAACCGAGAGCCGUUCUGGGUGUUGCUGCUCGUGUUGGUGAGCUAUGGAUAUUUGAUUCCAGGUUUGGUGGAAGUGCUUUUCAGCUUCAAUCUUGUGUUUGACACUGGGGCAGGUGGUUUCUUCGGCAUUGGACCCGAUGCCGGAUUUAACCACGCGCCCCCAACGACGGAAACCAUGAUCGGAUUGGUCGGAUUAUUGUGGGACACGGGAUCGUGGCUUGGUGCGGUUCUGGUGGUGUUUUAUGCAAUUGCAAUUCCCGUGACCAAGCUGCUGCUGUUGCUGGUGGGCAACUUGAUCCAGAAAGAUUUUCCCAAUGCCUCCAGGAGGUGCAUCCAGUCUGUCCAGAACAUCUCCAAGUGGGCAUGCCCCGACAUGUUUGCUUACAUCUUGCUGAUGCAUCUUGUCAAAUCAUUGGCCCAUCCGCCGUACCUCAAAGCCAAUGGAAGACUCGAUCUUGGGUUCACCUGCUUCAGUUUGUUCUGCCGUGGCCUCAAAUUCUGGGCCCUUGGAAUACGCGUUCCGGAUCGGGAGCAUGGUUGCUUCCAGCAAAUAGGCAGGGCCCUGAACGAGCAAAGCCUGCUCUGGGCUGUGACUGCGCUCUUCGUGUUGUUCGCCAUCCCGUUCUUUUGGGGCCUCAAUGAAACCGUCAUGGCACUGAAAGUGGGUGAACUCGACCCUAUGAUCGAGAUGACUUUGUCUUUCGUGGGCCUGACGCGCGAGAAGCUGAAGUCCGAUGUGAGCAUCAUGAACUGCUUGGGCACGCUUGCCUCCGAGAUUUCUCACGGUGAGGUGAACAGCUUUAUCGGCUUUGUCAUGUUCUCCGUGUUCGUGAUUGGGAUGACGUUACUGGACAUGCUCGUCCUCCUCUGGAUCGCGAUACGUAGCUGGAGAGGACGUCCGGUGGCUCGUUGGAUGCAGCUAUCGUGGGUUCUGAAGAAACUGUCGAUGGUGGAUGUCACGUGCAUGGGCGUCCUGAUCGUCACGAUGUGCAUGGCCAUGUACAGGCAGUACGUCCAGGUUGACAUGGGCGUCGGGCAGUGGCUUUUGGUGUCGUCUGAGGUGGUUCACUAUUUCACUUACUACACCGUGAAAGGUUAUACAGAAGACAAAGACAAGCUUGAUUUGGGCAACACGAUGCAUGGAGACGAGGAGGAGGAAGAGACCUCCGACCUUUCGUCUAGCACUGUCAUCGAUGAGGAUCAUGCUUGGCUCUGA
Molecule: messenger RNA, 1377 nt
Organism: Symbiodinium necroappetens
Lineage: Eukaryota; Dinophyceae; Suessiales; Symbiodiniaceae
Source: the annotation of a GenBank genome assembly